UCUCCGUUUAAAUUUCAUGUCUUCUUGUCAAAACCUUAUCUAAAUUAAAUUUCUUCAUAACUGAACUCAUCACAUUCUCAGGCUAUCUAGUUUCUAUCAUCUCUGCUUUCAAAUUUCAUUCAAAUCCCUUGUUGUAUUUCUUCUUAUUUUCUGGGUAAUAGAGAACGACUCAUAGUGUCAGUGUUUCUUUUUGGCCAUUCUUGUUCUAGAUUUUCAUUUCUGAUUUCUUUCAAAUAAUGGCAUCAAGAACAGUCGCUAAAGACAUCAUCACUCUACGCGGUUCGGCAGCCAUUGUCAGCGAGUUUUUCGGUUAUGCGGCAAACAGUAUACUCUACAAUCGUGGGGUUUAUCCAGAAGAAAGUUUUGUCAAGGUGAAGAAAUAUGGACUCCCAAUGCUGCUUAAUCAAGAUGAGGGUGUGAAAUCUUUCAUUGCCAACCUUACGGCUCAGCUUUCAGAGUGGCUGGAAGCUGGGAAGUUACAGAGGGUUGUUCUAGUAAUAAUGAGCAAGGCCAACAAUGAGGUUUUAGAAAGGUGGAAUUUCAGUAUUGAGACAGAUGGUGAGGUUGUUGAGAAGGGCGUGUCAAGGGAAAAAAGUGACAAAGAAAUCAUGAGAGAGAUACAAGCAAUCGUGAGACAGAUUGCCUCAAGCAUCACUUACUUGCCUUGCCUUGAUGAACCCUGUGUGUUUGAUGUGUUGGCAUACACUGAUAAAGAUGUUGCAGUGCCAUUCACUUGGGUUGAGAGUGAUCCCAAGCUGAUUGUGAAUCCACAAAUGGUGAAAUUGCAUUCUUUUGAUACCAAGAUACACAAAGUUGACACUCUUGUAUCAUACAAGAUCGAUGAAUGGGAUGAGCAGUAGAGUGCUGCCAGAAGACCCUCAAUUUCUGCAGCAACAUUUUGAUUUCUUUAGUGUGCUGUGAAUCUUUCUAUUCACAUUUUGUUAUCACUAGGUUUGGGAAAGAAAAUGACCAAUCAUGUACUUUGGUUAAACAGGCUUCAUAUGUCUGUCAACCAAGGAACAAAGAAAGAAACUUGUAAGAUCAAGUUGGAAUUCUUUGUGUUUAAUUUUCAUUGGGAGGAAAGGGAGCUUUUGUCAUGCUUGUGUUGUACAAAAUUGAAAGAUGAAUAUGCUGUUUUAAGUUCA
Mangifera indica (mango) is the source of this 1145-nucleotide messenger RNA. Its product is annotated as mitotic spindle checkpoint protein MAD2-like. Gene Ontology annotation, cellular component: cytoplasm; nucleoplasm; kinetochore. NCBI's taxonomy places the organism in Eukaryota, Viridiplantae, Streptophyta, Magnoliopsida, Sapindales, Anacardiaceae. Gene Ontology annotation, biological process: mitotic spindle assembly checkpoint signaling. Bases 237 to 860 code for a protein of 207 amino acids. The transcript has 7 exons. The record is from RefSeq and is a predicted model, not a curated record.